Molecule: messenger RNA, 797 nt
Organism: Hippocampus zosterae (dwarf seahorse)
Lineage: Eukaryota; Metazoa; Chordata; Actinopteri; Syngnathiformes; Syngnathidae
Exons: 6
Coding region: 28-645 (205 amino acids)
Source: RefSeq, a predicted model, not a curated record
CUCGAAGCUCCGCCUCCACCACAUUUCAUGAACUUCCAGUGUUGUAAUUUCCCCUUCUGGAUAACUUCGUUUUCCAGCGCGACGGACAUUUUCCUGCUGUCCUCAUCUGCACUCGUCCAUUGUUUGAAGAGAAAAAUGCCAAUGGAAGGGCUGAUGUCAUCAAAUACAGUCAGAAUACAACAUAUCUUCUCCUGGUUUGACAUGGAAGCGGCUGCAGUAGUGACCAUCAUUUUGGGUCUGUUCCAACUGCUCCUGACUCCUCCGCUGGCUUAUACUGACCACAGGCUCCCAAACAUCUUCAUACUCCCACUUGUAACAGGAAUUAUUAUUGUGGCAGGUGGAUCAUUUACCUUGGCAAAUAAAAGAAAUCCCAGCAGACCUCUGCUUCUAGGUUCAGCCUGCAGUAAUGGCGUUGGCUUUCUGAGUGCCCUGCUUGCCUUAUGCCUUUACUGCUUCCGCCUCAACAGCGUAAACAGCGAACCUCCAUGUACAUCAGCUUUCAUUGAAGAACAUGGUUGUCCUGCGGAUGUCCUGCUUGUUCACUGCUGGCGUGUGACACUGCUGCUGCUGCUUUAUGACAUUGGUGCCAUUGUCCUACACGUAGUCUUUUCAGUCAACGCUCUCAAAGCCCUUAAAAACAACUGAUAUCUGGACGCAGGCACACUCAGAGACAUUCAUGUGCAGAGAAACAGCAUACUGAAGCAUACAUAUCUUGAUUGAUUGAUUGAACAUAUAAACAGAGGAAUGUAUAAUGGCAAAUGAAAACCCUAAGAAAGGAAAAGAACAUCAAUAGCUGU